AUGGACACUUCAACAUCAAACGAUCAAUCAACAACAGUUGCAUCAUCAUUAAAAGAGGAUAAAGGAUUUACAACAUUUUAUAGAUCAUUAGAGACUGUACAAGAUUCAACAAUACGUUUCUUUGAUAGAAAGGGAUAUUAUUCAAUACAUGGUCAAGAUGCUAUAUAUGUUGCAUUGUUACACUUUAAAACAAAAAAGGCUUUAAAAUAUUGGGCAAAUGAUUUGGCACCAACUAAAAAGAAACAAAAGUUGGGCAACUCCUCCUCCUCCUCUUUAGAUUCAAUUGCAACUGCUGAAGAGGAUGAUGAAGAAUCAAAUAAUGGAUUGGCAUAUUUAACAGUUCGUGAUGGUAUAGAGUUUGAAGGUAUAGUUCAAAAGUUGUUUGAACAAAAACAAAAAGUAGAAGUAUGGGCACCAAAGGCAAGCAGAGUGGGUCAAUGGGAGAUUAUAAAGAAAGGAUCUCCUGGCAAUUUACAAAUGUUUGAGGAUAUACUCAACAUUAAAGAUCAAUCAUUGAUGGUUGCUCUACGUGUAUCUACAAUCGAAGGAAAUAGAGUUAUUGGUGCUGCUUUUGGUGAUUCAACUCUUAAAACUAUUGGUGUUUUACAAUUUAUUGAUAAUGAUCAUCUUUCAAAUCUUAGUUCAUUUUUAUUACAAAUGGGAAUUAAAGAAUGUUUAAUAUCUGUAGAUAAAAAGAAUAGUGUUGAUUGUAAAAAGGUUAUGGAUAAAUUACAAGAUUCAGAAGUACCAUUUACAGAGGUUCCAAAUUCAGAUUUUAAUACCAAAAACAUAGAACAAGAUUUAACAAGAUUAUUAGGUUCAAUUAAUAAUGUUUUAAAUGAAAUAGAAAAAGAACUUGCAAUGCAAUCAUUAAGUUGUUUAAUUAAACAUUUGGAUCUAUUAUCAAAUCAAAGUUAUUUUGGAAAAUUUAAAUUGGUUUCAUUCAACCUAGACAAUUUUAUGAGAUUAGAUGCAGCAACGUUCAAAGGUUUAAAUAUUAUUAGUAGCGACCCUACCAACAAACAAGGAAUGAGUAUAUUCAAUCUUUUAGACAAAUGCAAUACCCCAAUGGGCUCGAGAAAAUUAUCGCAAUGGGUCCGUCAACCACUCGUCGACCAAGAGGAAAUUGAAACAAGAUUAAAUUUUGUAGAGAUUUUUGUCAAUGCAUUGGAGCUUAGACAAGCCUUGCGAUCCAAUGAUUUAAAAAAGAUUGGCGAUUUGGAAAGACUAUCAAAAAAGUUGGUGGGAGGCAAGGCAACAUUGGAGGAUGUCGUCAAUCUAUAUGGUGUGGUUCAAAGACUUUCAGUUCUUCUCUCUUCACUCCGUUCCUAUGAAGAUCAAGGAUCAGAGAUGGUAGAGAGUACUUUUACUCAGCCACUCGAGCAAAUUAUUGCAGAGUUUCAACAAUUCUCUGCCAUGGUUGAAAAGACAGUCGAUCUUGAUCAAGCCUAUGAGACACACGAAUAUGUCAUCAGAUCAUCAUUUAGCGACGAAUUGUCUGAAAUUCACAACAAGAAACAAAAUUGCAUGAAAAAGAUUAACCAACUACGUGAAAAGAUUGCCGACGAUUUGGGCAUUGACGAAGCAAGAGUCAAGUUGCACCAAUCAGACAAGGAUGGCUAUCUGGUUCGUCUUAGCAGAAAAGAUGAAAAGCUCAUUAGAGGUAAUGCCAAGUAUAUCGUGUAUGGUACACAAAAGGAUGGCGUUCGAUUCAGUACAUCAGAUAUUCGUAAGCUCAACGAAGCCUACAUGUCAUCUUCAGUCCAAUACAAUGAAAAGCAACAAGGACUUGUACAAAGAGCAUUGGAGAUUACAACUAGUUUUGUACCCCUAAUUGACGAUCUCUGUUCUCUCAUUGCAACACUCGAUGUAUUUGCUAGUUUGGGACAUGUAUCUUCUAGUGCCCCUUCCCCCUAUGUUCGUCCAAUCGUUCAUCCAAUGGGAAAAGGAAACAUUACCAUUGUAGGAGGAAGACAUCCAUGUGUCGAGGUACAGGAUAAUGUAAACUUUAUUUCCAACGAUAUUGACUUGACCAGAGACAAAUCAACAUUUCAAAUUAUUACUGGUCCAAAUAUGGGUGGAAAGAGUACUUUUAUCAGACAGGUUGGAAUCAUUACAUUGAUGGCACAAAUUGGAUGUUUUGUACCAGCAGAGCAAGCAGAAAUUUCAAUUGUCGAUUGCAUAUUGACAAGAAUUGGAGCAGGUGACAGUCAGCUUCGUGGUGUCUCUACUUUUAUGGCAGAGAUGUUAGAGACUGCCUACAUACUAAAGACUGCAACAAAGAAUUCACUUAUCAUCAUUGAUGAACUGGGAAGAGGAACAAGCACAUACGAUGGUUUUGGUUUGGCAUGGGGCAUUGCAGAAUAUAUUUGUCAUCAAAUUGGAGCAUUUUGUCUCUUUGCCACCCAUUUCCAUGAACUCACAGUUCUCCAAGAAAUUCUACCACUCACUGUAAAGAACCUCCACGUUCAAGCCAAUGUAAAUGAUCACAGUGGCUUGACCCUAAUGUACAAGGUCAAAGAAGGUGCAUGUGACCAAUCAUUUGGUAUUCACGUCGCCAUUAUGGCCGGUUUUCCUGAUCAAGUCGUACAAGUUGCACGACUUAAAGCCAAAGAAUUGGAAUCGUUUGAAUCAAAUUCACUUGCUUCUCUCGAUUCUGUUUCCCAAUUUAUUCAAGAUUUUAAAUCUUUAGAUAUGCAACAACAAGAUCAAGAUAAAGUUUUUAAUCUUGUUAAUAAUCUUUUAUCAAAAUAUCAAUUAAAUUUAGAUUAA
Molecule: messenger RNA, 2772 nt
Organism: Cavenderia fasciculata
Lineage: Eukaryota; Evosea; Eumycetozoa; Acytosteliales; Cavenderiaceae
Gene: msh2
Product: mutS like protein
Exons: 4
Coding region: 1-2772 (923 amino acids)
Biological process (GO): mitotic recombination; mismatch repair
Cellular component (GO): MutSalpha complex; nucleus
Molecular function (GO): mismatched DNA binding; ATP binding; ATP-dependent DNA damage sensor activity
Source: RefSeq, a predicted model, not a curated record